AUAAAAGAGUCAAGAGAGACUCAAUGAUUCCAAAGAUUCCAUUGAAUGAUGCUAACUAACAAUAGUCUUGCAUCAAACCAUUCCGUAUGGGAUCACAAAGGUGGCUAGGCAACAACAUGAUGCCAUAGAACAUAGGGUAAACUGGAAUUUUUUGUUCACUUUUGCUUGAGUUGAGUGUGUAGUUGGCUGGUUUCAGAUUUGUGGAUAAUUUGAUGUUCAAACUGUGAUUUCUGGCAAUCUUAUUUAAAUGCGGUUCUGCUGGUUCUUAGCCUGCUGCCUGGCAGCAUGGCAGGAUGAAGGCAAAAAAAUUAAGAAAUGUGUCAAAAAAUACGGACUGGUAGAGCUAAAAAGAGAACUGGAAGCUUUGGGAGUGAACAUUGAUGGGCACGUGGAUGAGACUAAAAAGAAAAACAAAAAGAAGAUCAAAAAGGAAUUACAAAAGCUCCUCAUAAAGGAGCUGAAGAAGAUUGAGCACGACAAAAAAAGACUGGACAACAGGGCUUACGAAGACGGGUUCACUAUGCCCAUGGAUAUCCCCGAGCAUGUCCUAUCUGCUCUGAAUGAACUGGAGGCUUUGAGAAUUUACAGUGAUGAGGACAUGGAUGUGACUACAAAGAAAAACAAAAUGAAGAGAAAAAUUGAACUACAAAGGUUCCUAAUAAAUGAGCUGAAGGAGGCUGAGCACGGCAAAACUGACCUGGACAACCAAGUUUACGAAGAGAAAUCACUAAUCACUAUGCCCAUGGAUAUCCCUGAAGAUGUCCUAAAUGUCCUAGAUGAUCUGGACACAUUCUUGGAUAAACAGUUGGAAGUAUCAGAGAGAUAUGAACGAGAAGAUGCCGUGCUCGACAGUCUCCUGUUUAAAGUGGUCUCGACUCUGGAAAGAGAAAUGAAAAGGAAGAGAAACAGAGAGCAUGGAGGCCAGACGCUGGAGACAGGAAAGAGGAGGAGGAACGGGAGGCCUGUUUCUGGAGUGCCCUACAAAUUCACAAUAGCUCCAUCCCUGGGAGGAGGUUUUGUGUGGUAGGACCCAGCAGCAGACGGCUGACAAGGACAAGGACCAUUACCAACAAUCAAUAAAACCAAAACCAGA
Alosa sapidissima (American shad) is the source of this 1093-nucleotide messenger RNA. RefSeq lists its product as uncharacterized. The transcript has 2 exons. The record is from RefSeq and is a predicted model, not a curated record. The coding region runs from base 248 to 1027 and encodes 259 amino acids. Lineage: Eukaryota; Metazoa; Chordata; Actinopteri; Clupeiformes; Clupeidae.